Molecule: messenger RNA, 1912 nt
Organism: Durio zibethinus
Lineage: Eukaryota; Viridiplantae; Streptophyta; Magnoliopsida; Malvales; Malvaceae
Source: RefSeq, a predicted model, not a curated record
UGAGUCUGGCGCCUUAGACCACUCGGCUAUCCUGACCAUAUUUGUCAUGUCUUUCAAAGUCAAUAUUUGGAGGCUUCUGCAAACGUUGUUUUAACCGAUUGUUCAGCGCCAGGCCGCCAACCCGGUCUCAGAGCCUCUACUCCACUCUGCUAGGGUUCCAAACAAUUCUUCAAAAAAAAAAGAGGUUAACCUUUAUAAUUCACGAAUCUUUAUUAAAUAAUUGAUUCCAACUUUUAAAAUUUUUCGACCUGAAUUAUAUUCGAAACUCCGUUAGCAAUGAAUCCGGUUCACUUUCAACCCGCACCGCCUCUGCCUUGGUUCCCAACAUUACCGCCAGAACCACCGAAUUCGAGUACAUUUUGGGAGACCAGAAAUGUGCGCGAUCGUGUUAGAGAUUUGCAAGAUACUCUUAAUCUUGCCAAUGCAAUGCAAAAGGAGCUGGAGAUGCUAACUAUGAUUAAAAAUGGGUCAAUGGAUCCUUCUGUUUCUGAGUUCUUGAAGUAUCUAGAAGAUAGGAGGAUUGAUUUGGAAACUCAAGAAUCACUUUCUAUGCAAGCGGCGAAUUCUUUGAUGUCAAAGCUAAGAGCUCAGUUGGAGCCCUUUAGAUAUGUUGUGGAUGAAGCGAGCCCGUGGGAGGAGAAAUCAGCAGCAGCUAGACUGACCAAUAAAAUUAAGAAGUCUAAAAGGAAUAACCUUUGGAGGAAAAGAAAGCGGAAACGAAUGGCAGAAUUGCUUACAAAGGAACGUGAACGAUUUGAUCAAGCUGAUAGAGACGCUGAUGAAUGGAGAGCUAGAGAGAUCGCAAAGGACAUUGCAAGCCACAAGGUGGAAAAGAUGAAGGAAAUAGCAAAGCUUAAAGCCAAGGAAGAAAAAAAGAGACUAGAAUCUGAGCUUGAGCUAGUUUUGAUUGUGGAAAAGCUGCAAGAGUUGCGCUCCAUGAGGAUUCAGAAAUUGAAGAAACAAGGCCAUUUUCUCCCAGAGGAGGAUGACAAGUUUCUUGAGAAAGUUCAAGCUGCAGUUGAGGAAGAGGAGAGACAAGUUUUGGCAGCAGCUGAUACAGAUGCUGCUAAAGAUGCCAUUGCAACUGCCGAGGAAACUAGGAAGGCCACUCAGAACCAAAGACCCCCCUUAAAGGAUCUUAUCAGUGAUCAAUUUGAGAUUAAGGACAGCAAAGACCAAAUAACACCAAAUGAGGACGAAGAGGACUCUAUUACAGUCACUGAUAAGGAAUCUGGCAAAAAUAUAUCGAAAGGACAUGGUUACACUGGAGCAUAUGAUUCUUUGACCAAUUUACCAAUUGAAUUCUAUCACUAUUACCAUGGAAGCAAUAACGACAUGGGAACACUUAUUGAGGUUAGAAGGACAUGGGAUGCUUAUAUCAGACGAGGAGGAAGCCGCAUACCAGGUCACUGGGUUCAGCCAUCACCUCCGGCUGAUGAGAUAUGGGCAUCCUACCUGGUGGGGCCUAAAAUGACACCUUAUUAGUCUGCAAAGAGGGGGUAAUAGGGUAUUGUAAAAUUAAUUUCGAAAUUUUUGAAGGCUUAUGUUUAGAUUGCCCGUCUAUUGAAAUUGACUAUUUACUGCUUCCCUUGUUACCCUUUGUUUCUGGCACAGUUUAUCCUCUUCAGUAUGUGAUUUUUUUUUUCUGUUUCUCACACACAUCGUCCAACCAAUAUUAAUGGACCACAUGUUACUUUUCUGCAUCUUCAUCAUUCUCAACUAUUUACGAUUUAUCUUUUUGAUAGCUCGAGUUUACAGAUCUUUCCUCUUGGAAUAUACAAGUAAAAGUAACUGGUUUGAUUAUUACUUUGAAUGUUCUAAAAAAUGUUUCACAUCACAGAAAGAAAAACAGAGAAAUAGAUUAGCUUAGAAAAGUGAAUGUAGCCGAGGGUUCCAGACGCUCAAAAAAGGG